AUGCAGUUCGCGUCGCACCGUUCGCAGAUCUCGCAGCAGCGUCGGUGUUUGGGUUACUGGAGUUUGGGUCUAUUUUUUGUGGAUGAUUUUGCGGUUGGGGGUUCUCGUUGGUGCGGUGGUGUGCGAUGGGUGGUUGGGUGCCGUGCUGUUGACCAGUGGGUGUGUCUUGAUGGUGUGUGCGGUGGACCAGUGGUUGUGUGCGCUAUACCAACCGCCAUGACUAUCUGUCGCUUCCUCAUCCGUUCCCUCCGCCGAUACUCCACCACCAGUCCUCUCCAAACACCCUUUUCCGCCACCACCACAGCUGCCGCCGCCGCCGAGGUCCUUAACCCUAACUUUGAUUCUCAACACACAACUACCAAUGGCUUCCAAUCUCCCAACUCUGGCUUUACCACUGCCACCGGACCUCUCAGUUACAACCUUCCUCCUCCUAGUCCAUCCACUCCAUAUCGCCCCUACAGCUUCUCCUCCGCCGAGGAAGCGGCGGCUGAACGUCGCCGACGAAAGCGCCGCCUCCGUAUCGAGCCCCCUCUCUACGCCCUCCGCCCUAAUCCCGCUUCCCACUCAUCUCACAUCAACAACCCUGACAAGCCUCGCCUCCCAGACUCCACCUCUGCUCUCGUCGGCCCCCGUCUUAAUCUCCACAACCGCGUCCAAUCGCUUAUCCGCGCUGGAGACCUCGACUCUGCGUCCUACAUCGCCCGUCAGUCCGUCUUCCAAUCGAUCCGCCCUACAGUCUUUACUUGCAAUGCCAUCAUCGCUGCCAUGUACCGCGCCAAGCGAUACCAGGAUGCCAAAGCUCUCUUUCAGUACUUCUUCAACCAGUUCAAUAUCAUCCCCAAUAUUGUCUCCUACAAUAACCUCAUUGUCUCCCACUGUGAAUCCAACGAAGUAGACGACGCCUUGAAGGUUUACAAUCACAUUCUCGAGAACGCUCCCUACAGCCCUUCGGCAGUCACUUAUCGCCAUCUCACAAAGGGUCUCAUUGAUGCUGGAAGAAUUGAUGACGCAGAAAAUUUGCUCAAAGAAAUGUUACAUAAGGGUCAUGGUGCAGAUUCUUUGGUUUUUAAUAAUCUGAUUCUUGGGUUUUUGAAUUUUGGCAAUUUGGAAAAGGCAAAUGAGUUGUUUGAUGAGUUGAAGGGACGGUGCACGGUUUAUGAUGGAGUUGUGAAUGCGACCUUCAUGGAUUGGUUUUUCAAUCAGGGCAAGCCAAAGGAGGCAAUGGAAUCCUACAGGGAUUUGAUGGGUAAAAAUUAUAGGAUGGUGCCUGCAACUCGGAAUGUACUUCUGGAGACAUUGUUGAGACACGGUGAAAAGCAAGAAGCUUGGAAAUUUUUCCACGACAUGUUGGAUGAUCACACCCCGCCCACAUUCCAGGCUGUGAAUUCAGACACUAUCAAUAUGAUGGUCAACGAGUGCUUUAAGGAAGGGAAGAUCACAGAGGCUAUCGACGUGUUCAAGAGGACUGGGAAGGCCGAAAAAUCAAAGCCUUUUAUGAUGGAUGUGGCGGGAUUUAAUAAUAUGAUUACGAGGUUAUGUGAACUUGGGAUGAUGGAGGAAGCAGAGCAGUAUUAUCAAGCUUUGUGCAACAAGUCAUUGGCUCCAGAUGUGAAUACUUACAGGACUCUGAUUGAUGCAUAUAUUAAUGUGGACAAUAUUGAGAAUAUGUUGGAGAAGUAUUCAAAAAUGGUUGAGGCUGGUUUGAGGGUUAUUCCAUCUUAUGCAAAUAAGUGGUUCAGGUUCAUGAUUGAGAAGGGUAAGGUUCUUGACUGUGUCUCAAUUUUGUCGAAAAUGAGUGAUAAAGAACCAAGGCCUGAUGUUACCACCUAUGAUAUCGUAAUUAGGGGGCUCAUUGAGAGUGACAAUUAUGAUGCCGCUGCCAAUUUGCUAAGUCAGAUGAUGAACUACGGUGUUGGUACCACUGUUACCCUUAAGGAAUUUGUGUUGGAUGUUUUUACGAAACAAGGGCGACAGGCAGAGAUUGAGAACAUUUUGUAUAGGUCUCGAAGCCCUUUUCCAGCCCACAGACCUUAUACAGGACCAAGAGGUCCCCCAGGGAUAGAAUGGGCGCCUCAAAUGCCACAACAGGGAGGAAGACACGCUGCAAUGCCGUGGCAGACAGAAUUUUACCCACAAACACAACACACUUCUCAAAUGACACAAGCACCUCAAAUGGCUGGACAGUCGGCACAUGUACAUCCAAGGUCAGAACAGGAGGCAGAGUUUGGUCGCGUGGCUGGACAAAAUGUGGCUUAG
Messenger RNA from Fraxinus pennsylvanica, 2256 nucleotides. Lineage: Eukaryota; Viridiplantae; Streptophyta; Magnoliopsida; Lamiales; Oleaceae. The record is from the annotation of a GenBank genome assembly.